UUCGCUCCCCUUGCCUGUGGGGUGCCACCUCCCUGAGAUGCCCUGGCAGCAGGCGAGGGGAGAGUGGGCUUCCAUGAGCCUGAGGAGGCGCAGGCCUGGCCCGGGCCCGCAGGAAAGGGAGGGAACAUCUCAAUAUGGAAAAACUCUAUAAUGAAAAUGAAGAAAAGCUGGAAAUCGAGGGAAAGCCAGAAGAUGAAGUAGAUACAGAAGAUGAAGGAAAGUCAGACGGGAAAGAAAACCCAGAAGUGGAGGGGAAGCCAGAGCAAGAGGAAAAGCUCCAAGACCAAGGACAGCUAGAUGACGCGGGGAAACAAGAAAAGCAGAGCAAGUCCCAAGGUGAGGGGAAAGCAUGCAGUGAGGGCAAGCCAGAACCCCAGGCCAAGCCAGAGAGCCAGCUGCGAGCUGCCGAAAAACGCCCAGCUGAAGAGUAUGUGCCCCGGAAAGCUAAGCAAAAAACGGACAGGUGGACGGAUGAUUCCCUCAAGGACUAUCAGGAGGACUUACAGAAAAGGCAUUUGGGCAUUGAGGAGAGGAUGAGAGAAUGUGCAGAUGUAUCAAGGGCUCAGGAAGAGCUAAGGAAAAGACAGAAAACGGGUGGUUUUCAUUGGCUGCAAAGAUGUACAGGGGGCCAAUGGGGUAUCAGGGGAACGAGGGGUGGAGGUAGGAGCCAAAGGGGUGUACAUAAUAUCCCAUAUCUUUAAAGCCCUUGGACUUCAAUUCUGAUUUCUCUGAUAAGAAUAUUCCAACCCUGCUUUCCCUUGGGCAGGGAGCGGGGAGGGUAUUUUCCAGGCAAUGUGCUUUAACCUUAAGCUGAUACUUUGCUGUAGGUGUCUGCCAUUCUUGUUACCAGCCACCUUUUGGUCCAAUAUACAGUGCUCUCUGUUUCAGUACUGGAUUUUCAUUCAUGUGCAUGGAAGAGAAGGUCAUGGUACUUUGUAAAACAAUAAAACUGUUU
Myotis brandtii (Brandt's bat) is the source of this 955-nucleotide messenger RNA. Its product is annotated as transcription elongation factor A protein-like 3. The record is from RefSeq and is a predicted model, not a curated record. The transcript is spliced from 2 exons. The coding region runs from base 135 to 701 and encodes 188 amino acids. Lineage: Eukaryota; Metazoa; Chordata; Mammalia; Chiroptera; Vespertilionidae.